AUGUUGUGCGGUAUUCACUGCCCCAGCUCUCCCUCAAGCAACCACCACCCUCGCUUCCUCCGCAGCUUCCGGAGCCACAAGAACUUGAGGCAAGACCAUCUCGGCAGCACCAGCACCUCCAGCAGCAGAAGCCAGGAGAUGCAUCAUCACCGAUACCAGCCCAGCGGCGCCAGCGCCAGCUCGCCGGCGCGCCCUUCGCUCGACUCGAGCCCGCGGCCAUCGACCAGCAGCAGAUCCGACGUCUCCAUCGACUGGGAUCCCUUGCGGCUUCACCCGCCCUCCCUCGCCCCGGGCCCGGUUCCACCCCUCCAGGACGCCUUCUCCGGAGAAACCUCCCGCGCCAGCAGACGGUACCAUCACCACCACCAACCGCCGCAUGAGCUCCGGCACACCCGCUCAAGCCACAACUUGCGCCAUCAGACACGCUUAUCACCACCACCACCCCUCUCCCACCGUCCACUGCACGGCAGCUUUCCCUCUUCCUCCCCCUCCCACAGCACAGUCAUCUACGACGGCUUCGACUUCGGCCUCGGCAACGCGGCGGCGGCCACCGCCGCCCACCACCAGGCCACAGCCGCAGCCGCAGCCAAGGCCUGCUGCACAGCGCCCACCCCGCGCUCCAUCACCACCACCGCCGGCGUGAUGACGGCACCCCACCGCCGCGACCCCUCGCCCGCCCCAAGCGACGCCAGCAGCGAGUGCAGCCUCGCCCUGAGCGGCGGCGGCGGCGGCAGGAACGCGACCUCGCCAUCGCUGGGCGGGCGGGGCGGGGGCAGCAGUGGGGAUGACGACGACGGCGCGAUGGGCCUGUACAUGAGGGGGUUGGCACCGGCGCCGGGCCCCCGUCCCCGGCCGAGACCGCGUCCUCGCCCUGGAUGGGAGGGGAGUGAGGUGGAGGACUUCAUCCUGCGGGGCGGGUGGAAGAGGAGGGGGAUUGUGUUUGUGGAUGAGGACGGGUUGGAGGGGGAGGAGGAAGCGUUUGAGAUUUGA
Molecule: messenger RNA, 990 nt
Organism: Thermothielavioides terrestris NRRL 8126
Lineage: Eukaryota; Fungi; Ascomycota; Sordariomycetes; Sordariales; Chaetomiaceae
Exons: 1
Coding region: 1-990 (329 amino acids)
Source: RefSeq, a predicted model, not a curated record